Molecule: messenger RNA, 1737 nt
Organism: Phycodurus eques (leafy seadragon)
Lineage: Eukaryota; Metazoa; Chordata; Actinopteri; Syngnathiformes; Syngnathidae
Product: DCN1-like protein 1
Exons: 7
Coding region: 1-828 (275 amino acids)
Biological process (GO): positive regulation of ubiquitin-protein transferase activity; protein neddylation
Cellular component (GO): ubiquitin ligase complex
Molecular function (GO): cullin family protein binding; ubiquitin conjugating enzyme binding; ubiquitin-like protein binding
Source: RefSeq, a predicted model, not a curated record
AUGCGCACAAUGAGCGUCUCCCAAAGUGCUGAAGUAGCCUGCGUGAAAAUGCACAAGCUGAAGUCGUCGCAGAGGGACAAGGUACGGCAGUUCAUGUCGUUCACGCAGGCGGGCGAGAAGACGGCCGUUUACUGCCUGACGCAAAAUGACUGGAAGCUGGAGGUGGCCACCGACAACUACUUCCAGAACCCGGACCUCUACUGCAAGGAGUCCAUGAAGACGUCUGUGGACCGCAAGAAGCUGGAGCAGCUCUUCAACCGCUACAAAGAUCCUCAGGAUGAGAACAAGAUCGGCAUCGAGGGCAUCCAGCAGUUUUGCGACGACCUUGUGUUGGAUCCUGCCAGCAUCAGCGUUCUGGUGGUGGCGUGGAAGUUUCGCGCAGCCACUCAGUGCGAGUUCUCCAAGAAGGAGUUCCUGGACGGCAUGACGGAGCUGGGGUGCGACAGCCCCGACAAGCUCAAAGCCCUUUUGCCGAGACUGGAGCAGGAGCUGAAAGACAGCGGCAAGUUUAAGGACUUCUACCAGUUCACCUUUAACUUUGCCAAAAAUCCCGGCCAGAAGGGUUUAGACUUGGAGAUGGCUGUAGCUUACUGGAACUUGGUUCUGUUAGGAAGAUUUAAGUUUCUCGACCUUUGGAAUAGAUUUCUUUUGGAACACCAUAAACGCUCCAUCCCAAAAGAUACAUGGAACCUGCUGUUGGACUUUGGGAACAUGAUAGCAGAUGAUUUGUCCAACUAUGACGAGGAGGGGGCGUGGCCAGUGCUUAUAGAUGACUUUGUGGAAUUCGCUCGACCCAUCGUAACGGGAACAAAACGUAAAACUCUCUAAAAGAAAACAAACUGGGAAGGAGAAUAUUUCUUUUAAAGAGACUUUGUAGACUUUUUUUGAAGGAGGAGGUUUUUUUUUUUUGUUGUUGUUUUUUUUAACGGUGGCCAACAGCAGCACUUUGAGGACGGAAGAGGGACAUUGCCGGAACAAUCCUGGCUACUCCUGCUGGAUCCUCGGAAUCCUGCGAGCGCUCGCCGCUCCAGGUCGGACACUGAUGCAGCACGGAGACGACCUUACGUGGACAAGAAAAGAAAGGACAAAAAGGAGUGCUCACGUCACCAGCACCACAACUUGACCGUACAUACUGUAUCUAUUUACAAAAGAGAACUAUAUGAAGAAUAAUAUAAUUACAAUCCCAUUUAUAAAUCAUUCUUUUAUGUACACUUUAAAGUUGUCUCAUGGGUUUGAUAUGAUGUGUCGGUGUAGUGUGUCGCCUUAGGGCUGUGAUCGUAUCUUCUCCGUUUUGGUACUUGCCGUGUCCACUAAAUCGCCGUGUCGCAACUACGCUUUACGAUUUCCUUUCACCAAGGAAAGUUUUGUCGUGACCGCUCGGAGUAGGGAUGACUAAGAAUUGAUUAAUCAUGUUUUGAAUGGAUUGAGGCAAAAUGGAGUGCAUUACUUGGCUGUGACCAAUUGUUUACCCUCUCAACUAGUUCGCUGUCAUUCAGAUCAUUCAAGAACAAUCAAAUAUUAAUUUUCCCCACCGUGAAUUGUCCAUCUACACCCGGGAGGCGUUCUUUUCACUUUUUAGGCAAUGACUCUGAACCUAACAAGGCAAAAUGAACGAUAAGAAUGAUAAACAGAGCCUUAUUAAUAAUACAAUACAAUUACUGUUUUUGUUCAAUGUUACAGCUAGAGACAAAUUACCAUUUAUUCCUGUCAGUACAGUAUGAUGUUUCAUUUUAAAUA